Molecule: messenger RNA, 1419 nt
Organism: Mollisia scopiformis
Lineage: Eukaryota; Fungi; Ascomycota; Leotiomycetes; Helotiales; Mollisiaceae
Product: NIPSNAP-domain-containing protein
Exons: 3
Coding region: 1-1041 (346 amino acids)
Cellular component (GO): mitochondrion
Source: RefSeq, a predicted model, not a curated record
AUGAUUGCUCGACGAUUCCUUAAGAGCCCUGGCUCGAUCCGUCCCUCCCUCGCCGUAUCCCGUACGUUCGCCAGCACAACAUCUCUAUCUCGAACACCUGCCCUCGCAGACAUUACUCCCGCCGGUGUAAAAUCGUUCGAUGCAAAGCAGAAGGAGUUCAGAGAGCACGUAGCAGAGCAGAGGAAUAAGAGCAAGGCGGAGACAAGUCAUGCAGCUUCUGACGAUUUGAAUCUACACGAUGCAGGUGAACUAAAAGGCGCUUCUUCUGCAGAACCUGCCGAUGAAUCGGAGAAGAAGACAGGAAAGUUGAGCAGUUUGAUUUACGGCACGAAGGAAGGAAGAGAGCUGGAUCGGGAAAUUGAACACUCGUUCAGUCAGGUAUUGGCGAGAGGAAAGUAUGUUCACUCAAUCGUCUUCCACGAAGUGAAGCCCGAUAAGGUCGAUGAGUAUGUCGAGUUAGUUGGCAGCUGGUAUCCACGAAUGGCUGGAAUGGAAGAGAAUAAGGUCCAUCUGGUUGGAAGCUGGAGGACUGAAGUUGGAGACUGUGAUACAUUUGUCCAUAUUUGGGAAUACCAGCGAUACCACGGAUAUCACGACUCCCUCCACUCGAUUGCCAACCAUCCCGAAUUCCCUGCUUUCGACAAGAAGCUCAAGUCUCUCAUCACCACUAAACGAGUAUCCCUCAUGCAAGAAUUUUCCUUCUGGCCCACGACUGCUCCUAGACAACUUGGUGGUGUUUUCGAGCUCCGAUCAUAUACUCUGCACCCAGGCAAUCUGCUGGAAUGGGAGACACAUUGGCGUCGAGGCUUGAAGGCACGACGAGAGGUCAUGGAGGGAGUAGGAGCAUGGUUCGUGCAGAUUGGAGAGCUUAACACUGUUCAUCAUCUCUGGCAAUUCGCAGAUCUCGAGGAGCGAAAGGUCAGACGAGAGAAGAGCUGGAAUGUUGAGGGAUGGGGAGACACUGUUCACAAGACUGUGCCGCUGAUCCAGAGCAUGAAGAGUCGUAUUCUGAUCCCAAUGCCUUGGAGUCCUGUGGCUUAGAUGCAUACAUAUGUGGAACGAGAUACAGAGCCGGCUAGAGAUAUGCAGUGGCGAGAAGAGUGUGUUUGUGUAUGUUAGGCGGAGAUAUCAGCCACAACGAUAGCAAGCUUUCCUUGUGUUGCUUUCUUCUUAGUGGUUGUUGGGUUAUCAACAGUGGCCUUCUGAAGGCGUUAGAGGAAAGAAUACUAUAUCAUUCAGGAACCUCAAUCCGUCAAUGUCACUGCUGUUUUCAUUGUGAACCUAUCAAAAUCCAAGGCUCCUUACUCCAACUUCGAGGGUAUCAUCAAGUACAGUCGAGGUAUGAAUAAAGAUUCGAGCCAAUGCAAGCCUCAUGCAACCCCACGCUGCACACUACGCCUCGUAGCCUCAUUCCCAUUC